GUAAAAAGUGCAUAAAGGAUCAUUAAAUGAACAAAGAAUGCAUGUUUGGAAAUUAAAGUGUGAAAAGAAUUAUGCAUGAGUCAAAGCAGUGCUGAGGUUUUAAGCCCUGAACAAAACUGCGAAGGAGCCAAAGAGCCACAACAGCAACACCAUAUAUUUGUUAUGGUUGAUGAAGGAAUCGAAAAGUAGAACGAUGUUUCGAGGAUUGGUUUGUUAUGAAAGUGAAGAUGAAAUGCAAGAUGACAAGGCUACUAAAUGUACUGACUUGAGUGAUGAUUCUACGGAGGAAAAUGGGAAAGAAUGUGGUUGUGAACUGAAGAAAGAAACUGCGAAACAUAACGAGUGUUUUGACAAAAAGAAGAGCAGAAAUGAUUUAGGUUUACAAGAUCAAAGAAAAAAACGCUUGGACAGUUUCAAAGAACGACUGCAGAAGUUGAAAGACAAACACCCUAGUGUCAAUAGUAGCAGUGGUAGCAUUGCAUCUAGACACGAUGUUGCCAUAAAAAUUGAGAGACCAAGAGACUAUUGCUCAAUGAAAAAGAAAAUUUCUUUGAGCUAUUCACCCACGUAUACAAAGAGUGCAAAAAAUUAUGAACUUGGGAAAUUAGGUGAAACCUCUAAAAGCAAGCAAUCUGAGAAGAAGUCAAAAAAUGCUGAUCCAAUUAGCAAGAUUGUGAAAGACGUUUAUACAAAACAAAAGGCGAGGAAAUGUGAUUUUGAUGUUAUACCACAACUGCAGUGUCAAGAUUUCCAAAUAUGUGAGCAAUAUGAUCCACACGGAGCCAAAAGGAGCAAGAUUGAAAAGGAAUUAGAUGAAGCAAUCAAACAAAAUGACCUCGAGCUUGCAGAGAAAAUUAGUGAUGAAAUCUCAGAAAGAAACAUGGCCAAAAAUAUUUCCCAAUCGUUUAAAGCAAAUGAUUUUUUGGAACAAAAGAAGUUUGCAAAAGAAAAACAAGAUAGGAAAAGAAAGAAGCUAAAAUGGAUGUUUGAUCACAAAGAAAGAUGGGAAUUGAAAGGAAAUAUGUGAAUUGAUUUGGUGUAUAUGCUUAUAAUAUUUGUUUUCAAUUUUUUCUUGUACAGAGUUAUUUUUAAUGCACAUUGAAUAUUAGCAAAGCUGUUUAUUUAUCAUUAAACAGGCAGAAGAGCUUCUCUGUGU
Molecule: messenger RNA, 1156 nt
Organism: Rhopilema esculentum
Lineage: Eukaryota; Metazoa; Cnidaria; Scyphozoa; Rhizostomeae; Rhizostomatidae
Source: RefSeq, a predicted model, not a curated record